Molecule: messenger RNA, 4947 nt
Organism: Cololabis saira (Pacific saury)
Lineage: Eukaryota; Metazoa; Chordata; Actinopteri; Beloniformes; Belonidae
Gene: tyro3
Product: TYRO3 protein tyrosine kinase
Biological process (GO): phagocytosis; cell surface receptor protein tyrosine kinase signaling pathway; nervous system development
Cellular component (GO): signaling receptor complex
Molecular function (GO): ATP binding; transmembrane receptor protein tyrosine kinase activity; protein binding
Source: RefSeq, a predicted model, not a curated record
CUCCGUGUUUCCUCCUGGGAUCAGAAACCCGUCCCUCGGGAGGGAAAUGCAGCUCCACUAGCGACAGAAGCAGAGCAGGGCGGAGUGGCAGCGGAGUGUUUGGAUCUAAGAGUCCGGUGGACGGAGAGGAUGAGGACAUGAGGACAUGAAGCUGCUUGUGUGGACCGCGUUGGUGUUCCUGCGGGGUCCCGCUGCGGGGGGAGCCGCUGCGGGGGGAGCCGGCGGCAGCGGUGUGGUGUUCACCAAACACCCGUCCAAUCAGACGGUGUCUCAGGGGAACGAGGUGAGGCUGGGCUGUGCUGUGGAGGGCGUUGCAGAGCCGGACAUCACCUGGAUGAAAGACGGAGAGAAGCUGUACAGCACUGACCAGGUGUUCCUCACGCUGGGAGAACAACACUGGGAGACGUCUCACAGCGUGAAGUCGGUCCACCAGCAGGAUGCAGGCGAGUACUGGUGUGAGGUGGAGUUCCACGGCCUGACGUUCUCCUCGGAGCGGGCUUGGAUCACGGUGGAAGGGGUCCCCCACUUCAUCCAGGAGCCCCAGGACGUGGCCACGUUCCCCAGCACCCCCUUCAACCUUUCCUGCGGUGCCGUUGGACCUCCUGAGCCCGUAGAGGUGCUGUGGUGGCUGGGAGGGGUCCAGGAAGCAGAAUCCCAGCCCUCCCCCUCCGUCCUCCACGUCCCAGGUGUGAACAGCAGUGUGAAGUUCUACUGUGAAGCGAGGAACACCAGAGGAAUCUCAGUGUCCAGGACCGGAACAGUCCACAUCAAAGUGCUGCCAGCAGCUCCGCUGGACCUGCAGGUUGUCCCCUUGGCCAACAGCAACUUCACGUUGUCAUGGGAACCGGGCUUCACCGGCCACUCGGAGCUGUCCACCUGCCUGGUCCAGGUGACGCGGCGCUGGCCCCGCAGGCGCACCCUGCCGCAGCAGGAGGUGCGGGUCCCCCCCCACCGCCACGUCCUGGCGGGUCUGAGGAGUCACUCCAACUACAGCGUCAGAGUUUCCUGUGUGAACGAAGUGGGGGUGUCGCCCUUCUCGCCCUGGCUGCACUUCCUCACACCUGAGUCAGUUCCCUCCGCGGCCCCCAGGAACCUCACCUUCCAGCUGUCGGAGCAGCAGCUGGCUCUGCGCUGGGUGCAGCUCCAGGACGAUGAGCUGCAGGGGAAGCUGUUGGCCUACAAGCUGCAGUGGACUCUGGGAGUUGAAGCACAGGAGCCACUGCUGUUCAAGGAGAACUCGGCCCAGCUGUCCGGAGGAGGUCGCUUCUUCAACGCCUCCAUCCAGGUGUCGGCCUGCACCUCGGUGGGCUGCGGGCCCUGGAGCCCCCCGGUGCUGGUGCUGCCCCCCUCAGCGCAGGUCCAGGUCCAGCGGAGCCACAUGUGGGUGGGGCUGCUGCUGGGCCUGCUGGGCUCCACCGUGGUGGGGCUGCUGCUCAGCGCCAUGGCCCGCCGCCGAGGGAAGGAGACGCAGUUCGGCUCGGCCUUCAAGAGUCCCGGUCCUGAGAGCUCCGUGUUCUUCACCGCAGCCCGGUCCUUCAGCAGGACCAGCUCAGACCUGCAGGAGUCCACCUUGGACAGUCUGUGCAUCAACAGCGAGCUGAAGAACAAGCUGCAGGACGUGUUGAUCCCAGAGAGGCUGCUGACGCUGGGACAGAUGCUGGGCAGAGGUGAGGCCCACCCCCCCCUCACUCCCUCCACUCCCUCCACUCCCUCCACUCCGCCUCCAGCAGACUUUAAAUAUUUGAAGGCUGACAUCACCUCGUCAGGCGACAUCGAACAGUGUCUGAAGGAAGCGGCCUACAUGAAGGACUUCCACCAUCCCAACGUGAUCCAGCUGAUCGGAGUGAGUCUCCACCGGCGUCCCGGCCAGCGGCUGCCGGUCCCCAUGGUGGUGCUGCCGUUCAUGCAGCACGGAGACCUGCACACCUUCCUGCUGCUGUCCGGCUGGGUGACCACCCACAGGAGCGCGCUGCACACGCUGGUCCAGUUCAUGCUGGACAUCUCCCGGGGGAUGGAGUACCUGAGCAGCAAGAACAUCAUCCACAGAGACCUGGCCGCCCGCAACUGCAUGUUGGAUGAGAACAUGGCUGUGUGUGUGGCCGACUUCGGACUCUCCAAGAAGAUCUACAGUGGAGAUUAUUACCGGCAGGGUUCAGUGUCCAAACUGCCCGUCAAGUGGAUCGCUCUGGAGAGUCUGGCAGACAACGUGUACACAAGCCAGAGUGACGUGUGGGCGUUCGGAGUGACGAUGUGGGAGAUCAUGACUCGUGGUCAGACUCCGUAUCCUGGAGUGGAAAACUCAGAAAUCUACGAGUUCCUCAUCAAAGGAGAACGACUGAAAAGACCAGCCGACUGUCGACAAGACAUCUACGACACCAUGCACAGCUGUUGGAGUCCCGUCCCCAAGUGCCGUCCCAGCUUUGAGCAGCUGGUGGUGCAGCUGGAGCUGCUGCGCUGCAGCCUGGCCCCCCCCACCCCCCCCAAGGAGCAUUCUCUCUACGUCAACCUGGACGGGGAGGCUGGGGAGGACAAGGGUGGGGUGUCUGGGGGGGGGCCCUCCAGCUGGAGCGUCCCCUGGCAGCGGGGGGGGGAGGAGCAGCAGGAGGAGCAGAGGCUGAUGGGGGGCCCCGGGGCCCCCAGACUCCCCGGGGGGGACUACAGGUACAUCAUGGGCCCCUGUGGAGCCCCCACCCAGGAGGACGGGGACGGGGCUGGAGGAGGGGGGGACGAGGAGGACGUCAUUAAUGUGUGAGACAGAUCGUUCAAUCACAGUGCUCCUCCUGGUCCUCGUCUGAGUGGACGCUUGCUUUGCUGCACAGAGCAGCGGGGGCAGGUGGAGACACCCUGGACCCCCCUGGACCCCCCAGGGGUCCCAGGACCGGCUCCGGAGGGGGGUCCCCCCUGCAGGAGAACCUCAACGGACCUUCCAGAACCUCCACAACCUUCCUGAAGACGUGUGUGUGGUCCGACGGACUGAACCGGGUCAGCCACGGAAACCAGCCAGUCAUCUGGUCUCAGUAAAACCCUGGCUGAUCGCCAUGAUUGAUGGGUGAUCAGCCCAGAACCAUCCACACGCAGCAGUGGCUGAUCGCCAUGAUUGAUGGGUGAUCAGCUCAGAACCAUCCACACGCAGCAGGGGCUGAUCGCCAUGAUUGAUGGGUGAUCAGCUCAGAACCAUCCACACGCAGCAGGGGCUGAUCGCCAUGAUUGAUCGGUGAUCAGCUCAGAACCAUCCACACGCAGCAGUGGCUGAUCGCCAUGAUUGAUCGGUGAUCAGCUCAGAACCAUCCACACGCAGCAGUGGCUGAUCGCCAUGAUUGAUGGGUGAUCAGCUCAGAACCAUCCACACGCAGCAGGGGCUGAUCGCCAUGAUUGAUCGGUGAUCAGCUCAGAACCAUCCACACGCAGCAGGGGCUGAUCGCCAUGAUUGAUCGGUGAUCAGCUCAGAACCAUCCACACGCAGCAGUGGCUGAUCGCCAUGAUUGAUGGGUGAUCAGCUCAGAACCAUCCACAUGCAGCAGUGGCUGAUCGCCAUGAUUGAUGGGUGAUCAGCUCAGAACCAUCCACACGCAGCAGUGGCUGAUCGCCAUGAUUGAUGGGUGAUCAGCUCAGAACCAUCCACACGCAGCAGUGGCUGAUCGCCAUGAUUGAUGGGUGAUCAGCUCAGAACCAUCCACAUGCAGCAGUGGCUGAUCGCCAUGAUUGAUCGGUGAUCAGCUCAGAACCAUCCACACGCAGCAGUGGCUGAUCGCCAUGAUUGAUGGGUGAUCAGCUCAGAACCAUCCACAUGCAGCAGUGGCUGAUCGCCAUGAUUGAUGGGUGAUCAGCUCAGAACCAUCCACACGCAGCAGUGGCUGAUCGCCAUGAUUGAUGGGUGAUCAGCUCAGAACCAUCCACAUGCAGCAGUGGCUGAUCGCCAUGAUUGAUGGGUGAUCAGCUCAGAACCAUCCACACGCAGCAGGGGGUUCUGUCCCAACAACCUCCCACUAAUUUCUAUGUUUUCAAGUAUCUGAAUGAAGUGUGAAGUUGUGAUCGUAGAUGUUUUGGACUAACUGUUUCAGCUGCAGCACUUCUGAGACCAAUUCUUCUGUGAACCAGAACCAGCAGCUAACUGGGUCAGGGGAUCCUGGACCAGCAGCUAACCGGGUCAGGGGAUCCUGGACCAGGAUGUUCCAGGGGUCACACCUGGGCUCCGGGGCCAGCAGCCAAUCGGUGAAGAGUGAAGCUCAUAGCACCUUCCACUACCAAAGCCCCUCCCACCUGUAAACCCCUCCCACCUGUAAACCCCUCCCUUCCCUGGACAGGUUUUAACAUGAUGGGAACAGUUUGGUUUUCUACUUUAAGGCCCAAUCUCAAUACUCGCCCUUCUUUUCUUCCCUAACCCCUAAAAAAGAAGGGGGAGAUUUUAGGGCACUUGAAAUCUAGGGCCCUUGGCCCAGGUGCCUGUCCCAAUACCCCCACUCCCCCUCGUUUUCAUCCCUACCCUGAUCAGGAAGCUGAGAGCCAAAAGCUGUUUUAAUUUCAGCUGUAGCGCUGUUAAUAUGGCACUUUAUUAAGUUUUAAUAUUUUUUCAGGCGUAAAAGUAACCGUUAAGAUCCCCAACCUGGGCUCAGUUUAUCCAAAUAACGCCUGUUAAGAAAUUUGACUCUACGUUUUAGGAGGUGAGAAGAGCCGCCGGCCCCGGGGAGCAGCAGCAGCUCACAGCCGGGGGGACAGACGUGAUCGCUGGGUCAACCCACGCCGUCAGCCCCGGGAGAGAAACCUGCAGCUCUGUUGAGAAUUACGCUGGCUGAAAUAAAUCAUUUAGGAAGAUGUUGGUUUAAUAGAUGAAAUCUAACAGUUGUAGCUACGCCUGUUAAGAAAUUUGCUCCGAAAAUUUAGAGAUUUCUGCCUGCCGGCUCCGGAGUUUAUGGGUCCGCGUUAAAUCGACGCAGAGCCUACGGCGUA